AUGGCAAAGUCUAUUCUCGACCUGGCCAAGGAAUGCGACAACUUCCCUUACUUUGAAGAUAGCCCAGAACACUACACAAGUCUUCUCAGCAGUUACUACACUUUCAAAGUCAAUGGCUGUGAUGCUGCAUUGGGAUAUAUCCCGCAGUCAGUUGUCGAGAAGUUUGUCUGGGCAGAGAGUGACUGGAACGUCGAUCCAAACUCGCGCACCGUGACGCUGAUGGCAGCACCGGAUGCCACGCCAGAAACUCGCAAUGAGAUCAUGUCCCGCCUGCUAGCAGAUGCAGUCCGCCGGGACACUUUCGAGGUUCUCAAGGGAUGGCGCCAUGAGAUGUACCCCAUAUACGGUCCCGGCGGCCAAUAUCUGCUCCAAAUGGAACGAUCAGCCAGCCCGCUUUUCGGCAUUGCGACUUACGGAGUUCACAUGACUGGUUAUGUGCAAGACGACCAGGGGCUCAAGCUCUGGGUCGCUCGCCGGUCAAAGACAAAGCAAACAUACCCUGGCAUGUUGGACAAUACGGCCGCCGGAGGUAUGAGUACGGGCGAACACCCAUACGCGUGCGCUGUACGGGAAGCCGCGGAAGAGGCAUCCGUGCCGAAUGAUGUAUUCGCAGAGCGUGCAAGCCCUGUUGGAGUCCUUACGUAUUUUUAUGUGCGAGAUGCUCGUGCCGGCGGUGAGACGGGCUUACUUCAGCCAGAGAUUGAGUAUAUUUACGACAUUCGACUAGAUGCUACACAUGCGAUCAAGCCGUGCGACAGUGAAGUUGAAGAUUUUCGUCUCUGGACAGUUGACGAGGUUAAGCAAUCACUAAAGGGGGGGGAAUGGAAACCCAAUUGUUCUAUGGUGAUUAUUGACUUCUUGAUUCGCCAUGGGAUGAUUACAGCAGAGAGCGAACCGGAUUAUUUGGAAAUCGUGGCUAGGAUGCAUCGUCGAUUGCCAUUUCCUACGGCGUCAUUUAAAGCGAGGUAG
This is a messenger RNA of Talaromyces rugulosus, 969 nucleotides long. RefSeq lists its product as uncharacterized. The transcript has 2 exons. Gene Ontology annotation, molecular function: 8-oxo-dGDP phosphatase activity. The record is from RefSeq and is a predicted model, not a curated record. Bases 1 to 969 code for a protein of 322 amino acids. Lineage: Eukaryota; Fungi; Ascomycota; Eurotiomycetes; Eurotiales; Trichocomaceae.